Messenger RNA from Sapajus apella (tufted capuchin), 1657 nucleotides. RefSeq names its product alpha 2-HS glycoprotein (gene AHSG). Gene Ontology annotation, cellular component: extracellular matrix; blood microparticle; extracellular region. The transcript is spliced from 7 exons. The record is from RefSeq and is a predicted model, not a curated record. Gene Ontology annotation, molecular function: cysteine-type endopeptidase inhibitor activity. Bases 207 to 1274 code for a protein of 355 amino acids. Lineage: Eukaryota; Metazoa; Chordata; Mammalia; Primates; Cebidae. Gene Ontology annotation, biological process: negative regulation of endopeptidase activity.
GCUUUUCCAAGGCUGAUGUUUGCAGGUUUUUUUUUUGGAACGAAAGCAGAAAUCAUCCUGUAUCCUUAUGCAAUUCUUUCGGCAGGCUCCAACAGAUAAAUAAAGCCCACGACCCUCCAUGGGUCUGCCUUUCCCAGCAGAGCACCUGGGUUUGUCCUGCAGCCUCCAGCCACCUGCACACCUGCCAGGACCUCUCUGGGGCAGCCAUGAAGUCCCUCGUCCUGCUCCUUUGUCUUGCUCAGCUCUGGGGCUGCCACUCAGCCCCACAAGGCCAAGUACUGCAGUACAGACAACUGAACUGCGAUGAUCCAGAAACAGAGGAAGCAGCUCUGGCAGCUGUAGACUAUAUCAAUCAAAACCUUCCUUCGGGAUACAAACACACCUUGAACCAGAUUGAUAAAGUAACCGUGUGGCCUCGGCGGCCCUUCGGAGAGGUGUUUGAGAUGGAAAUAGACACCCUGGAGACCACCUGCCAUGCGCUGGACCCCACCCCUGUGGCAAACUGUAGCGUGAGACAGCUGAUGGAGCAUGCUGUCGAAGGAGAGUGUGACUUCCGGUUGUUGAAACUAAAUGGCCAGUUUUCCGUGGUCUAUGCAAAAUGUGAUUCCAGUCCAGACUCGGCCGAGGACGUGCGCAAGGUGUGCCAAGACUGCCCCCUGCUGGCCCCGCUGAACGACACCAGGGCAGUGCACGCCGCGGAUGCUGCCCUGGCCGCUUUCAACGCUCAAAACAACGGCUCCGUUUUUCAGCUGGAGGAAAUUUCCCGGGUUCAGUUUGUGCCUCUCCCACCUUCUACCUAUGUGGAGUUUACAAUGUCUGCGCCUGACUGUGUUGCUAAGGAGGCCACAGAGGCAGCCGAGUGCAAACUGCUGGCACAAAAGCAAUAUGGCUUCUGUAAGGCGACACUCACUGAGAAGCUUAACAGAGAAGAGGUUGCAGUGACCUGCACGGUGUUCCAAUCACAGCCUGCGGCCCCACAGCCCCAGCCAGAAGGUGCUGAUGCGGCAGGCCUCGCCCCUGCGGUGGACCAAGAUGUACUUGUAUUCCCUCCAUCUGGCGCAGAUGCUCACGCUCAUGCUAGCCCACCUUUUAUAAUGGGAAAUCCCCUAGGAUUCCCGUUGCACCUGGUGCACUACGACCUUCGCCACCUCUUUGUGGGUGGAAGUUUAAGGAUGACAGCCUUGGGAGAAGCGCGGAAAACACGCGCAGUUGGUGCUGCUGCUGGGCCAGCGGUUCCUCUGUGUCCAGGGAGGAUCAGACACUUCAAGGUCUAGGAUAGACAUGGCAGCGAGGAGGAGGUCUGGCACAGAAGAUGGAGCCACCAUGUUGUCCGAGCCUGGGCAUGGGUGCGGGCCUUAUCUGCUGGCCACACAAGUGUCACAUGUGAUCUACAUUAAUAUCAAGUCUUGGAUCCCUACUUCCCGUCAUCACAGGACAGAAGCAGAGGGGGUGGUGGCUGUGUUUGACAGAAGGCAUUAGGUUGACAACUUGUCAUGAUUUUGACAGUAAGCCACCAUUAUUGUGUUCUCUGCCUCUGGUUGACCUGACAGAAACCACUAGAACUGUGACUUUGAAAGAUGCUCUUGCUAAGCUUAUAUGUACCUGUUAAUAAAAGCGCCUGAAAGACCUUCCUUAAUAAAGAAGGUUCUAAGCUGAA